AAUUAGAUAAUUACAUACAUGUAAACUUCAUAUUCCAUACCUUUUACCCACCCUUACCUUCAUCCCUAUACCUACAACCACAUACCAGCAUACGCCCUUUGUUGAGUAUGCGAGCUAAGUUAUCAUAACCUAAUAACCUAGCAUUCCACGUCCGGGGAAUCAUGGCCCUUUCAAGAUCAGCGAGUGGCCCUGGCGGCUUGUCUAUCAACACGUCGUCCGCGAACUUGUUCCAGCAGCAACCUGCUCCCGGAGGAAGCCUUUUCGGCAACGCAUCAAAUGCAUCAACUACACCUAAGCCAUCUUUAUUUGGAAAUACUACCACCGCCACCACCACUUCUACCGCUACCACUCAACCCUCAGCCAGCAGCCUCUUUGGAUCCUCCUCUACUACUCCAUCAUCUCAGCCACAACAGACGACUUCUAGUCUGUUUGGAGCAAAGACUACCCCUACACCGCAGCAGCAGGGGGGGAGCCUUUUCGGGAGCACGCAGCCUGCUCAGGCUCAAACGCAGGCGCAGGCGCAGGCUCCGAUACAGCCCGCCACCGGACUAUUCGGCGGCAGCACAACCGGCCAGUCGACAUCUACGGGAACUGGAGCUUCUGGGGGGCUGUUCGGUAGUACUACGAAGCUUUCACAGCCAGCGGCAAGCAGCGGGGUAUCGUCUUUAUUUGCUGCUAAUCAAAAGGCUCAAUCCCAACCACAACAACCAGGCCUAGGUCUGGGCAAUUCCCUUGGCCUUGGCCUGACCAUGGGCCAAUCGUCCACCCAACAGACAGUUCCCGGUGUGCGUAUCGAUAUAAGCAACCUCAAGGGAACCACGAGGUUUAAUGACCUCCAGGAAGAUCUGCAGAAGAAAAUAGAGAGUGUCGACAUGUUCAUCCAGCAGCAAAUGCGGAAUAAGGACGAAGUGGACUCAUUCAUGCCUGGUCAUAAGGAGAUGCUCGAAAGCAUCCCUAGCGAUGUCAGUUUUGUUGCCAAAAAGUACGAGAGCGCGCAUAGUGCACUGGCAUCGGCUGCUCAGGCUAUCGAUGCAGCCCGCGGUUUGGUCGCUCAAGAUGUGGAUCAUGCCCGCCUAAGUUUCCGAGCCAUCGAUAACUUGAAGUUGCCUGAACAGUACCACACAGCCGGGAUAUGGUCCCCUAGGCAGCAGUCGGCAGGCACGGCGAACGCGGAGGCGGACGGGCAGGAUCUAGUCAGCUUUUUCUCUAAGGCGGCAGAUGACAUGGAAGAUCAAGUUAAGAGAUACGACCGAAAUAUGACUGAGAUUGAGAUGCACAUGCAUGGCGUCUCCGAUAACUUGGUAGAGCAGUUGCAGAAGAUGAUGGCUAACAAGAAUGGGGCGCCAUCUGGCCCCAACGAGAAAGCCCAAGAGCUUAGCGCUGUGCUUAGGGAGUUGCAGCAGGGUAUUCUGAAGGUGGCUGGCGAUGUCGCAGGCGUGAGAGAAAAUAUGACCCAGCUCCAGUUGGGCAAUUUCAUUAGCAACGACGGCGACCGCAAUGGUGUCUACUAGGUACCAUUUUGAUUUGCAGGACUGCGUAUUAUGUGGCUUAGAUACCCUGGUGAAAAUGAAAAUAAUUAACGGGAUAUGGUUUAAUGAAGUAACAACUGUCAAAUUCGGACACAUACACCUAUUUUCCUGGAUCCCGUAUUUGAAUCCUUCGGAGAGGAUCGACCUUGGUAGACAGGUUACCAUCCUGCGUGUGCCUAGUCCAGUGCGUUUAUCCUGAUACAGCAGUAGGAUGUCAUGACACAUAUCUAAAAAAAAAAGAAGAAAAGAAGAAGAAGAAAAAGAGUUGUACACUAUAAGGCUCAGUAUUGACAUCUUAUAUGGUGUACACGAGAAAUAUCGU
Daldinia caldariorum is the source of this 1851-nucleotide messenger RNA. RefSeq lists its product as uncharacterized. Lineage: Eukaryota; Fungi; Ascomycota; Sordariomycetes; Xylariales; Hypoxylaceae. Gene Ontology annotation, biological process: nucleocytoplasmic transport. Gene Ontology annotation, cellular component: nuclear pore. The transcript is spliced from 4 exons. Gene Ontology annotation, molecular function: structural constituent of nuclear pore. The record is from RefSeq and is a predicted model, not a curated record. Bases 162 to 1511 code for a protein of 449 amino acids.